ACGUGCAAUACACAGUUCCCACACGAGUGGAAGACCACACAAUCAAGCUUUCUUGCACACGCACUCCUGGAAGAGAGAAUGGCAGAAAGAGAGAAACAGAGAGAGUGCCUGUCUGCGUCGCGCAUAGCUUGAAGCAUCCCUCGCAUUGAUUGUAUCUCUGGUUGCUCCUUUCGACCAUCAUAAUCGCACUCGAUGAUGGCCUUGAAAUUUCUCCAUGUUCAAUUUUGAGUAGAAUAGCAGCUCUUUGUUUUCCUUUGGUGCUUCUUUUCAUUUGGGUAUGGAGCACCUCCCUGUUGAAGUGAUAGGAAACAUACUAUCUCGGCUUAAGGCUGCCCGAGAUGUUGUCAUUGCAUCCACCACUUGCAAGAAAUGGCGUGAAGCUUGGCGUACCCACCUCCACACUCUUUCCUUCAAUUCCAAUGACUGGCCUGUUUACCAUGAUCUCACCACCAGCAGAUUGGAAAUUCUCAUAACUCAAACCAUAUUCCAAACAACUGGACUACAAAGUUUGUCGAUUUUCAUGGAUGAUGCGGAUGAGUUCUCGGCUGCCCCUGUGAUUGCUUGGCUUAUGUAUACCAGGGAAACACUGCGUGAGUUGUAUUAUAAUGUGAGGACCACCCCAAAUAUUAAUAUAAUUGAGAAAUGUGGUCGGCAUAAGCUGGAAGUGUUGGCAUUAGCUCAUAACUCCAUAGCAGGUGUUGAACCCAGUUACCAGAAAUUUCCUUGCUUGAAAUCACUCGCUUUGAGCUUUGUUAGUAUCUCUGCUUUGGAUUUAAGCCUUCUGCUGACUGCCUGUCCAAAAAUUGAGACCUUGACCCUUAUUAAUCCCGAUGUUGUCAUGUCCGAUGCACAGGCAACUAUGGAACUUACCAGUACCUCACUCAAGGAUAUUUAUGUUGAAGCGAUUAGUUUGGACAAAUUCAUAUUGGAGGCCGAUAGUCUUGAGAAGUUGCAUUUGAAAGAUUGUACUCUGGAGCUCUUUGAGCUUAUUGGCAAGGGGUCCUUGAGGGUUCUAAAGAUUGAUGAUGUAAGUGUCCUCCAACUUGAUAUUGGUGAGAGCACAGCUAAUCUUGAGGUUGUGGAUGUUAGCAACUUCACCAUCACAGGGCCAAAGUUCUACAAUAUGAUAUCAAAAUCAUCAAAGUUGGUGAGGCUUCGGCUCUGGGGAGUAGUAUUUGAUGAUGAAGAUGAGGUUGUUGAUCUGGACAACAUGCCUGUUUGCUUUCCUUGGUUAACCAACCUGUCAUUAAAUUAUGAUUUAAGAGAUGAGGUUCUUCAUUAUGGCUUGCAUGGGUCAUGUCAGUUUAACAACGUUGCUGUGUUAGAAUUGGGAUGGUCAGUAAUCAAUGAUCAAUUUACAGACUGGGUGGCAGGGCUCCUAGCUAGGUGCCCCAAUUUGAGGAAAUUGGUUAUUUAUGGGGUUGUUUCUGAGGCUAAAACCCAUGUUGAGUGCCAGAUUUUAGCUAAUUUCACCUCAUCCAUUGUUCGUCUUAUGAGAAAAUAUAUGCAUGUGGAAGUUCAGUUUGAAUAUGAAUAGAAGUUUUGCAAUGUGCAUUGAUCCCCAUUUACAUUUAGUUUGUACUGGAGGAAAUAUGUUACUCAAUGAAAAAGCUUAUCAGCGCCUUUUUU
Hevea brasiliensis (rubber tree) is the source of this 1629-nucleotide messenger RNA. Its product is annotated as F-box/LRR-repeat protein At1g67190. Gene Ontology annotation, molecular function: protein binding. Bases 278 to 1537 code for a protein of 419 amino acids. Lineage: Eukaryota; Viridiplantae; Streptophyta; Magnoliopsida; Malpighiales; Euphorbiaceae. The transcript has 2 exons. The record is from RefSeq and is a predicted model, not a curated record.